CUUACUCAGUGUAUGAGUUCUGCUUCUUUAUCUAAUGAUCUGCUGAGUGUUUCUAGCACUUCCUGGUAUUUUAAUUUUGUUUAUAUAUUUGUAUAGAGCUCUGAUAGUUGUUCGUGCACAGCUGAAUGAAUCCACGAGAUAAUAAAUGAAGAUAAUGAAAUGAUAAUGUGUGUGAUGUAGAUUUUACCAGACUUUUAAUUCUGUUCUCUGUAUUUGCAGCGUUUUCAGGCUUUUACUUUCAGUAUUUGCAGGCCUCAGCUCCAUGGAUCAGAAAGCUGUCUGAUAACAACCCAUAACCGUGUGUGUGUGUUUAUUACCCUACCUCAGUACCCCUCCCCCUCUGCAGAAUAAACAGGUAGACAGUGAACGUGAAAGUCAGAAUCUUCAUUUAAUACACCAUUUCAGGAGUAAAAACACAAGACUAUUUCCUGUAAGUGAACUCUGUGCUGAUACAGGGUUUGAUUUAACACACCGAUGUUGGAGUGAAGUAAACGUGUGUCCUGCUGUAAUCUGGAGAAGGAGACAUGACCUCCAACAUGAGUGUGUCUGGAAAACAGGACUUAAAGAGAGACGAGAGAAUGAUGGAGGGAAAGAGAUCAGACUCACCAGAACCCAGCUGUGUGUCCAUGAAGAGUGAUGCGUCAAUGCAUCAUCCACUCAAGUUCAGAGACGGAGCCAGUUCUCCUGAUGUGAGACCACAACAGAAGACAUCAAACCUCAGCAGAAAUCAGUUGGACUCCAUAUUCAAGGAGCUGGAACACAAAGUCAUCAGUCUGAUAAAGAAUGAGCUGAAGAGGUUUAGGAGGCUCCUGAGUCCAGAUUACCCAGCAUGCACUGAGAGGGAGGUGGAGGAUGAGGAGGACCUGCACGGUGUCAGAGACGGAGCGCUGAAGAUCACACUGCACGUCCUGAAGAACAUGAACCACACAGAUCUCGCUAACACACUGCACAACAAACUCGCCUCUGUGUAUCAGACAAAGCUGAAAUCCAGCCUGAGAGAGAAGUUUAAAAGAAUUAAUGAAGGAAUCUCACAGCAUGGAAGCUCAGCACUUCUGAAUGAGAUCUACACAGAGCUCUACAUCACAGAGGGUUUUAGUGGAGACGUCAAUAAUGAACAUGAGGUGAGACAGAUUGAGACAGCGUCCAGGAGACCAGCAGCACAGGAGACACCCAUCAAAUGUAAUGAUCUCUUUAAAGACGAGUCCAUCAGAAGAGUGCUGACUAAAGGAGUUGCUGGAAUUGGAAAAACAGUCUCUGUGCAGAAGUUCAUUCUGGACUGGACUGAAGGAAAAGCAAAUCAGGACGUCACCUUCAUGUUUCCACUUCCCUUUAGAGAGCUGAAUCUGAUGAAGCAGAAACAUCUCAGUCUGAUGGAUCUUCUUCAUCACUUUUUCCCUGAAAUGAGAAAACUACAGUUAAUAGACUCCUACAAAGUGGUGUUGAUCUUUGAUGGUCUGGAUGAGUGUCGACUUCCUCUAAAUUUCCAGAAGAAUGAGAGACUGUGUGAUGUGACAGAGUCAGCCUCAGUGGAUGUGCUGCUGACGAACCUCAUCAAGGGGAAUCUGCUUCCCUCUGCUCUCCUCUGGAUAACCUCUCGAGCAGGAGCAGCCAAUCAGAUCCCUCCUGAGUGUGUGGACCAGGUAACAGAGGUACGAGGGUUCAGUGAUCCUCAGAAAGAGGAGUACUUCAGGAAGAGGAUCAGUGAUCGGAGCCUGGCCAAUAAAAUCAUCUCACACAUGAAGUCUUCAAGAAGCCUCUACAUCAUGUGCCACAUCCCAGUCUUCUGCUGGAUCUCAGCCACUGUUCUCGAGAGAAUGCUGGGUGAAGCAGAGAGUGGAGAGAUCCCCAAGACUCUGACUCAAAUGUUCACACACUUCCUGAUCUUUCAGAUCAAACACAAGGACCAAAAGUACCAUCAGAAAUGUGACCCUGAUCCUCAGCAGACCAGAGAGAGUAUCCUGGCACUGGGAAAACUGGCUUUCCAGCAGCUGGAGAAAGGAAACCUGAUCUUCUAUGAGGAAGACCUGAGAGAGUGUGGCAUUGAUGUGAGAGAAGUGUCAGUGUACUCAGGAGUGUGUACCCAAAUCUUCAGAGAGGAGUUUGGGCUUCACCUGGGGAAGGUGUUCAGCUUUGUACAUCUGAGUGUUCAGGAGUUUCUGGCUGCUUUAUAUGCAUUUCUCUCCUUCAUCAGCAGAAAUGUAACAGAACAACCAACCACUGAUCUGUCUGAUCUUCUCAACAAGUCAGACAUGUCUGAUCUCCUCAGGAGUGCAGUGGACAAGGCCUUACAGAGUGAGAACGGACACCUGGACCUGUUCCUCCGCUUCCUUCUGGGUCUCUCACUGGAGUCCAAUCAGACUCUCUUACGAGGUUUAAUGCCGCAGACAGGAAGCAGCUCUCACAGCAAACAGGAAACAGUCGAGUACAUCAAGGAGAAGAUCAGGGAGAAUCCAUCUCCAGAGAAAUCCAUCAAUCUGUUCCACUGUCUGAAUGAACUGAAUGAUCAUUCUCUAGUGCAGGAAGUACAGUCUUACCUGAACAGAGGAGGUCACAGUCAUCUCAGUGGAACCAGACUCUCUCCUGCUCAGUGGUCAGCUCUGGUGUUUGUGUUAUUGAACUCAGAUCAGGAGCUGGAUGAGUUUGAUUUGAGGAAAUAUGACCCAUCAGAGGAAUGUCUUCUGAAGCUGCUGCCAGUGGUCAAAGUCUCCAGAAGAGCUGUGCUGUGUGAGUGUAAACUGACAGAUGAAAGCUGUAGAGUUCUGUCCUCAGUUCACAGAUCAAACUCCUCCAGACUGAGAGAACUGGACCUGAGUGUCAAUAACCUGCAGGAUUCAGGAGUGAAGCUGCUCUCUGCUGGACUGGAGAAUCCACACUGUACACUGGAGAUACUGAGGUUGAGUUGGUGUUUUCUCACAGAGGAAAGCUGUAGAGUUCUGUCCUCAGUUCUCAGAUCAAACUCCUCCAGACUGAGAGAACUGAACCUGAGUCACAAUAACCUGCAGGAUUCAGGAGUGAAGCUGCUCUCUGCUGGACUGGAGAAUCCACACUGUACACUGGAGAUACUGAGGCUGUGUGUGUGUAAACUGACAGAGGAAAGCUGUAGAGUUCUGUCCUCAGUUCUCAGAUCAAACUCCUCCAGACUGAGAGAACUGGACCUGAGUGUCAAUAACCUGCAGGAUUCAGGAGUGAAGCUGCUCUCUGCUGGACUGGAGAAUCCACACUGUACACUGGAGAUACUGAGGCUGUGUGGAUGUGAUCUGACAGAGGAAAGCUGUAGAGUUCUGUCCUCAGUUCUCAGAUCAAACUCCUCCAGACUGAGAGAACUGAACCUGAGUCACAAUAACCUGCAGGAUUCAGGAGUGAAGCUGCUCUCUGCUGGACUGGAGAAUCCACACUGUACACUGGAGAUACUGAGUCUGUGGGAGUGUAAACUGACAGAGGAAAGCUGUAGAGUUCUGUCCUCAGUUCUCAGAUCAAACUCCUCCAGACUGAGAGAACUGGACCUGAGUAACAAUAACCUGCAGGAUUCAGGAGUGAAGCUGCUCUCUGCUGGACUGGAGAAUCCACACUGUACACUGGAGAUACUGAGUCUGUGUGUGUGUAAACUGACAGAGGAAAGCUGUAGAGUUCUGUCCUCAGUUCUCAGAUCAAACUCCUCCAGACUGAGAGAACUGAACCUGAGUAACAAUAACCUGCAGGAUUCAGGAGUGAAGCUGCUCUCUGCUGGACUGGAGAAUCCACACUGUACCCUGGAGAUACUGAGGAUGUGGAACUGCAGUAUUACAGAUGAAGGUUGUGCUGCUCUGGCUUCUGCUCUGAGGUCAAACUGCUCAUCACACCUGAGAGAACUGGAUCUGAAGGGUAAUAAUCCAGGAGAAUCAGGAGUGAAGCUGCUCUCUGAUCUACUGAAGGAUCCACACUGUAACCUGGAGACACUACACAUUAAGGGUAAUACACUCACCAGAACUGGCGUAUGACGGGAGUCUCACCUCAAACCUCUUCUCCAGGAUAAAGCAGUCUUGGUGAAGAGUUAGACCCCGUCCCACAUUUCCAGCAGUUUUGGAGCUGAAUCAUUAAACUUAAAGGGGCAGAGCAGAAACAAAGUCAAGAACAGGCAGAAGGUCGUACACAGGAGAAAUCAACACACGUAACCAAAUAUCUGCUGUACAAAGCAACGGCACCGAUCUGCCCCGGGGAUGGAGACUGACGAGGCUUAACCCUCUUACCCCUUAGUUCCCACAGUAUCAUAUCCCAUAACCCUAUAUUCCCCAGAGAAACAGCCAAAAUCAACAUUUUAAUUUGAACAUUUUUAGGCCUUGAAACAACUUAUAAUAACGUAUUUGUGUAAUAUUACUUUGAAAAUGAAGCAGUUCAGUGUUUUUACUAAACUUAGAGUACAAUUCUUAACUAGAGAAAUGACGAAAAAUGCUCGCUAAAAUCCUUCUACUCAUUUAGAAGUACCAUACGAGCAUCAGCGUGGUCAAUAUAUUUAUAAAUAAUAAAACUGUGUAUGCCCCCCCCCACUGUUUUAGAUGUACCUGUGUUCACUGUAGGUGUAACUUUAGCUGGAACACGAUUAGCUUUUCGCUUUGGCACUGUUAGUUCACUUCUACUAGCACACCAAUAUUCACGCUUGGGUCUUCAUCGUAAUGCCGGCGUAAUAACGUUAUCACGUUGUGACGUCGUCAACCUUCCGGGUCAAAAAAUAAUAAUUAAAUAAGAAGGAAUCAUAGCAGAGUAAUGCCGGUACACCGGCCUUAUGGGGAUAACGUUUACACUGUAAAUCCUCUAUAUCGGCCUUACGGGGAUUUGGCAUAGACGACCAAGCCGGUACAUCGUCCUUAUGGGAAUAGAUCACAGACGGGCAAGCCGGUUUUUCAGCCAUACGGGGUAAGAGGGUUAAGUACACGUCCGGAAACGUACAGCCAACUCAUCCCAAAGCACAAGGCGGGAGCAGGCGAGUACGAGAUGUGAUCGUCCAAUGGCAAGCCGGAACAUGACGCAUUGCAGUGGACUGGGCUUAAAAGAAGAGGAGACAAGACACCCAUCCCUCCCCCGACAUAGACACACGAAUGGAACAUAGUACAAACAGAAAUACAACUGAGGACGUAACAAUGGCCAAGUAUCAAAUAAAAUGUAAACUUGCAUUGAUGAAGGUAAUGUUGUUAGUAAUUGUUUAUAAAUUACAUGGUAACACAGAGCUUCAAGGUAUAAAAAUAUGGAGUUUGUCAUCAAUCAAACAGUAACCAGUUUUAAUACCUAAAAAAGUUUACGUAGCAAAAUUUAGCAAAGCGCUUUACAGUAAAUUAAAAUGUAAAAUUAAACUAAUGAAAUGUUGUGCAGCACAUGCUUAUGUUAAUGUUUGUUACAUUAUAUGAUCAUAUAAAUAAGUAAAUACUCCCAAAGUCACCAGAAUUGAAAGCUUUUUGCUGUUAAACAUUUAGAGAUUGAGCUUGUGGUGACUCAGUAGUUCACUCAGUAUAUCUGGGUAAGAGACAGUGAACGACUCACUGCUGGCAUUCAUGAAGAAGUCAUAAACUCCACUGGAAUAAUAAAUAGGAUCUAAUAAAAUCAUGAGUGGAAAUUAUUGGUGUAAGUUUGUUAGGAUAGACUUCCUCCAACCUGGAACUAUAUCCUCCAGUCCACACGGUGGCGGUAACGCGCCUAACAGCUGCGUCUCCGACCAGUAGAAAUCACAGAAGAAGAAAAAGCUGCAGCGGUUGAGUUAUUACACCGAACUAAUCAUCUCCAGAUUAAAUUAUUUCUGACAGUUUUACAGUUAGAUUUGAUCCAGUUUAAACGUAAAAGCUGGUUAUUUUGUCUGUGUUUGAGGAAUUAAAACUCCGUUCUGUUUUUAAACCCGAGAUUCUUACUGAGGUGCUGUUUUCCACAUGCAGUGCUUGGCUGUGUUGGAGGUCACCAAGAAAGACUUCCUGGCUGUCAUGUGGAAGCUAAGUGGGCUGGGGUCAAAAGGGUUUCUGGCCAUGGUGCUUGUGCUGCAGUGAUCUUGUUCUCCAUCACCACUCCAACACAGGUAGCCAUCUUCACCCUCUCCCAAGAGGUGAUGGUACGACUCUGAGUAAACACUCUAUUAUUAUAAAUAAAGUGUGACUGUGUCUUGUAGUCCACCCACCAACCUUUUUCUGUUCAGUGGUUUGACUUGUGCUACACAGAGGUGAGUCCAGUUAUGCUGCAAGAAGUGUAAGUAUGAUGGGGUUGACGAGUGGGAGGAGAGGUUCUUCCUGUGCAAGGUGCUGCUCUCUCUUCUUUCAGCAUAGCUCCUGGUCUCAGAACAGGUUUAGUUCAUCGUUGCUGGUGUUGUGUAGAGGAUGUUAUAUUGUGAAAGUCACAACUAUCCCUACUCAAGGUCUUGUGAAAUAUUUGACCUUAUUUGUGACUAUAUUCACCAUGAUACUUUCAGCGGUUACUACAUUAGUGUCCUUCAUUUUUUACUAUUUAAAGAUUGUUUAAAAGUUUAUUACAGGCUCAAUGAAUGUUCUUCUCCUUCACUAGAAGAUAAAGGCCCGGUUUCACAGACAGGGUUUUCAUUAAGCCAGGAUUAGAUCUUUGAUCAAUUAGGACAUUUCAGUAGCUUUUAUAAACGUGUCUUAGAAAAAAAUAUUUCUGGUGCACAUCCUGAGAUAAAACAAUGGCACUGACGUGUUUUAAGAUCCGUCCGUGCAAGUAGCUUUCAGUUAAAACAGCUCAAACAUACAUUUUAGUCUGGGACUACGCUUAGGCCUUGUCUGUGAAACCAGGGGGAAAAAGAAGGGUGUGCUUUAUUAUACUCUCUGCAGAAUAUGACAGAAGAAAUGUGACUCACACCUUUAACUAUAAAAAGCAGGUAGAACUGCAGUUAGCAUGAAACCUCAAAUGUGUAGCUGGGCUGGAAAUUUAUUUUUGUAUGCAUGUAUAAUAUUUUUUCUCUUACAGAUGGACCAGCAAACAGAUUUAAAGGCUGUUGUGAAUGAUGGGUUACAGAAAUGUCUUCCUGUGUUUAUUAUUAUUUGAAGUUAUAUAUUCUGAUUUGUAAGCAAGAUUAUGAAGUCUCCUUUUGCUAAUCAUUUUACAGCAUUAUUAAAAAGUCCAUGUACACAAUGUU
Molecule: messenger RNA, 7102 nt
Organism: Ictalurus punctatus (channel catfish)
Lineage: Eukaryota; Metazoa; Chordata; Actinopteri; Siluriformes; Ictaluridae
Product: NACHT, LRR and PYD domains-containing protein 3
Exons: 16
Coding region: 525-3977 (1150 amino acids)
Molecular function (GO): protein binding
Source: RefSeq, a predicted model, not a curated record